AUGUGGCUCGUCGCUCUUUUGCCGGUGCUCUUGCGCGCCGUCGCCGCGCAGUCGCACCAGUGGGUCGAACACUUUUAUGGCUUUGUGCGGGGCGACAGCUAUCAGUACUUUACCUUUCACGUGCCGCUGGGUGUCGUUCAGGUCGACGCCACCGUCUCGCUGAGUCUCCUUGGCGGCCGGACGCCGCCGGUUCUCUUGCUCAAGAAGAAUGGGAUUCCGUCCGAAGCCGACUAUGACGUGCGCUGGAACACGAGCGCAAACAACACGUACAUCAGCAGCAGUAUUCCCGACCUCCAAACCGGCAUAUACUAUGCGACAAUGUGGGGCGGCAACAUCAUGGAGUCCAUCAACACGUUUGGCGUCGGGCCGUCGGUCAACAUGUGGUACUUUCUCGACUUUACGUUUCUCGCGUGCGACGACGCCGACGUCACGGGCGCCGACUGCAGUGUCAACGUCGUCCCUACCUCCAAGCAGCCCCAAGGGACGUCGCCCAGCUUGAAGCAGGGCUCGGUGCCCGUCGACUGCCUCGAUGUCGGUGACCCGACCCGCGUGUUUACCUUCGAGUUGCCAUCGGCCGCUGCGGGGCUCUCUGCCUUUCUCGUCAUCGACAAGACGAGGGGUAGCGUCGCGUGGGCAUUGUAUCACGGUCGCGCCAACCCACUCGCUGCCUCGGCCGUCGCUGUUGCCGCCAAUAGCUCGACCAAUGCAACGCAGUUGCGCGUCGACCGGCCUCUCCGCGGAACCUGGCACAUUGUGGUGUCGGUCACUGACGCCAACGGGUUUUGCUACAACGGCGAUGGCGUCCCCUUCUCGCUUGCGUGGAUGACAACGCCUUGUGCGACGAAUGACGCGCUCUGCGUGGCCGACUACGAGCUUAUGGGCGCCAACCGCGACAGUGCGAACGGCGUCGGCGACUUUGUCUUGGCAGCGUCCUUUGCAAACCCGGCGCCGUCGGUCGCCAAUGCCUCGGCACCCAUCGGCUUUGUCGUCGACGUCCCAGCCAUGUACGCCGGCGCCGCCAUGACGCUGCAACUCGCGUCCAAAAAUCUCACCAACGACGGCACCAUCUACAUUCGCGCCAACGGACUGCCGUCCCCGACGCUGUUCGACUAUCGCUUUUCCAUCGCGGCAGCGACUCCCAUGGACGACCCGACGCUGCGUCCGUACAACCCGCAGGCGCCGCCACCGCUCGCCUUUCCGCUGCUCAAGGCAAUGGACGACGAAGACGCAGUCUUUUGGCAGCUGCCACCGAUUGUGUUUCCCAAGGUUGACGCAAUUUGGUACAUUCUCCUCGUGCCACCGCCGUCGCCGCCAAACUCGUCCUACGCUGUCGCUCUCAAUAUGGCGAGUCUGGCAUGUCCGCCCGAGUACGCGUGCAGCAACCGUGGAACUUGCCUCGUCAAGACCUCGUACCAAGGUCUCUCGUACGGCCGGUGCGCGUGCCACUAUGGCUACGGCGGUCGCCAGUGCGAAGUGUCGAUUUACUCGACAUCCGAGCGGCUUGGUCGGUCGUGGCUCCUGCUUGGUUCCAACGCGGCCAUCGUCCCCGCAGGCGUGUUUUCCUGGCGCCGCAAGCUCUACGUCGAAGCUGUCCUCUUCUUUGGUUUGGGGAUCAUCUCAGCCUUGUACCAUGCGUGCGAUCUCGAGAUCUUUUGCCUCUUACCGUAUCCAUUUCUUCAGGCAAUGGAUUUCGCGUUUACGUUUAACGCCAUUUUGCUCGGGUUUAUCCACCUCUCGGGCGCGUUCAAGCACGUCAAAGCUGCGAUGCAGGUGUUUGUGCUCGUCUCGCUCGUCUUUAUGACCUCGUACGAUGCCACGUCGAUGCGCAACUGGCUCGUCAUUGGCGUUGUCUGCGCGUGUCAAUUUAUUGGCUCGUGGACCUACUACUUGACGCUGGCCGCCCAGCGCCUCGGUUGCAGUCUUCCGAGCGCGUUGAAGCGCUUCUUACUAAACAGCGACAAUUUCGAGUAUCGGUACUUGGUUUUGGGCUUUUUGCUUUUUGGCGGCGCGUUCGGCUGCUUCUUUGCUGAAGUUGGCACCUCGUAUUGGCUCAUCCACUCGCUCUGGCACUUGACCGCCAUGUCAUCCGCCUGCACGUUCAUGGCGUUGCGCAAGAACAUUCGGUACCGCUGCGUCGGAGCCGACGGCGUCGAUGUGCUCUCGCACGACUACACGGUGCUGCUUCGGCUGAAAGCGAGUCAAGUCAACCCGUCCGAAGUGACACUGGACAUCAACCCGUCGAGCACACGUCCUGCCACGCAGCCCGACCCCAUGUGACGCACCAACACGCCGUUGUAUACAAGAAUGUCACAUUGUCCAUAUUUGUCCACG
Saprolegnia diclina VS20 is the source of this 2331-nucleotide messenger RNA. RefSeq lists its product as hypothetical. The transcript has 15 exons. The record is from RefSeq and is a predicted model, not a curated record. NCBI's taxonomy places the organism in Eukaryota, Oomycota, Saprolegniomycetes, Saprolegniales, Saprolegniaceae. Gene Ontology annotation, cellular component: plasma membrane. Bases 1 to 2277 code for a protein of 758 amino acids.